UUCCAAGUUUGAAUUUUGUUUCAAUCAGUAUGCGCCGAACCACGGAGGAGGAUAGACGUGCGCCGUUCCAAAUAUAAAUUAUGUUUACGAUAAUCGAAUGUUUAUUAACAGUGAUUUGUGACUGAAUAUGACCUGAUAUAUAAGUGAUAUUUUUGUGAAUUAAACAAUAUGGCACGGUAUUUGUGUGUUUUGCUGCUGGUUGCGUUGGUGUUCGCUGAUGAGGAGAAUGGUGAAGGAGGGAAAUGCGAGAGGAUCAGGCUGCCUCUGUGCCAGGACUUGGGGUACAACUGGACAGCCAUGCCCAACCUGAUGGGCCACAAGGACCAGAAGGAAGCCGAGGAAGCGAUGGUAUCGUUCACGAGCAUACUGUCGAGCGGUUGUUCCAUCCACGCCCGCUUCCUUCUCUGCUCUGCGUUCGCGCCGCUCUGCUCGGAGGAGGUGUCGGGCUCGGUGAGCGCAUGUCGCGCUCUCUGCGAGACCGUCGCCGACGACUGCAAGGAGCACAUCAAGCAGCUCGCCCCCACCGUCAUGCUGGACUGUUCCGCGUUCCCUCUCCGCGCGGAUAGGAAGCUGUGCAUGCGCCCGCCCAACGCCAGCGAGUCGGAGCCAGAGCCUCCACCGCCUUCGCGCUGGCCCUUCCACGAGCACGAGCUACGAGAACAUGGAUGCCCACCAGCCUACACAAGAGCCCCUACGGGAGCGUGCUGGCCCGCUUGUGGACAGAACGCAAGGUACAGCCAGAAGGACAAACGGACUGCUGAGAUCUGGAUGAACACGCUCGCGUGGUUUUCGCUCCUCUCUACUUCGUUCGCGCUGUUGACUUUCUGCGCGGAACCCUCACGAUACAGAUAUCCAGAAAGGCCAAUCGUAUGGAUGGCGGCGUGUCACGCGAUAAUCGCCCUUGCGCACGUCACUAGAGGAUGGUUGGGAGCAAAGAUGGUUUCCUGCGCCGGCACCACGUUAGCUGUCGAUGGUCUCGCGUCUCCCACGUGUGUAGCCUUCUUUUCUCUAACUUACUAUUUCACUCUGGCUGCCGAUGCGUGGUUCGCUAACGCUUGCGUCGCCUGGUAUCUCACCGCGGCCAGUGAGUGGUCAACAGAAGCGCUGGAGCGAGCUGCGGCGUACCUACACGCAGUGUCAUGGGGCUGGGCUGGUGCGUGGACGGCAGCAGCUUUAGCGUUGAGAAGAGUCACAGCGGACGAGUUGACGGGAACAUGUGGGAUAUCCGACGCAGCUGCUGCAGCGCUGGUAGGAGUACCUCGAGGAGCUUUACUGGUGACGUCAGUAGCGCUUGCCAUCGGAGCCUGUCCCGGCAUCAUGCGAGUGCGGCGGGCGUUAGACUCGCGCGGUGCGAAGAGAGUAGGGAGACUGGCGGCGCGGGCGGCCGCCACAGGAGUACUGUAUCUCAUCCUAGCAUCUAUCGGAACGGGGGCGAGAGUGCUGGAAGCUCGAUUGCGCGAGGCCCAGUCGGGGCUGGCGCUACUGGCGGCGGAGGAAACCGGGAACUAUGAGGACUCGGUGGGAUCUAGUGCAGUGUCAGUGUGCCUGUGUUUGUCGUGCGGGAUAGCCGCGGGCUCGUGGGCAUGGUCGAGGAAGUCGGUGGUGGUGUGGCGGAAGGCGCUGUGCCCCCCUCGGAAAGCGCCGUGCUGCUCCCCACCCCUCCUUCGACCCCACCACCCCUACUAUAAGAGACCUCUACACGUGUCUAGAGUAUGACGUCGUCUCAAAGACUUUAUUGCCUUCCGUGAAGGCACUCUCGUUCUGUACAAAUGUGUAAAUAGUGUAAAUGUUUAACUAUACCGUUGUUUUUAAUAUAAAACUUGAUUUCAUUUAA
This is a messenger RNA of Manduca sexta (tobacco hornworm), 1834 nucleotides long. Its product is annotated as frizzled-10. NCBI's taxonomy places the organism in Eukaryota, Metazoa, Arthropoda, Insecta, Lepidoptera, Sphingidae. Gene Ontology annotation, molecular function: Wnt-protein binding; Wnt receptor activity. The record is from RefSeq and is a predicted model, not a curated record. The transcript has 2 exons. Gene Ontology annotation, biological process: canonical Wnt signaling pathway; non-canonical Wnt signaling pathway. Bases 169 to 1716 code for a protein of 515 amino acids. Gene Ontology annotation, cellular component: plasma membrane.